AUGGGUAAACCGCACGUUCUGGUCAGUGGGGCCGGCAUUGCAGGGCCAACGGUGGCCUUUUGGCUAUAUCGAGCGGGAUUUACCGUCACGGUUGUGGAACGAUCAACCAAGCUGCGUGCAUCAGGGCAGAACAUCGACAUUCGUGGCCAUGGGUUGACCAUCAUCGAGCGCAUGGAUCUACAGGACGAAGUGAGGGCGAAGAAGACGAAUGAAAAGGGUUUGAGAUUCGUUGAUGCACAGGACCGAGGUCGAGCUGAAUUUCCAGUUGGCGAUGGCAAGGGUUUUACUGGGGAGAUCGAAAUCAUGCGCGGUGACCUCGCCAUUAUCCUGUACGAGGCCACCAAGAAGGAUGUGGAAUAUGUCUUCGGCGAUUAUGUCAAGGGAUAUAAGGAGUCGGGCCAUGGUCUGGAGGUCGAGUUCACCCACGGGCACCCAACAAGGAAGUUCGACCUCUUGAUUGCAGCCGACGGCUGGUCUUCUAAAACAAGAAGAAUUGCAUUCCCAGACAUCAACGACAGCUGUGUCAAGCCACUUGGGCAGUGGGGAGCAUGGUUUUCUCUGCCCCGGCAACCUUCUGAUAGCGGAUGGGCAAGAUGGUAUAACGCGCCCAAGAGUCGAAUGUUGCUGGUGCGACCGGACAACGAAAAUGUGACUCGGGCAUCGAUGUGGAUAAUGCACGACGACAGACGAUUCAAACAAGCCCAACAAGAGACCGAGAGGGAACAAAAGGCCUUGUUGAAUGAUCUUUUUGGCGACGCAGGAUGGGAAACAGACCGGCUUUUAAAGGGGAUGCAAGAUGCCGAUGAUUUCUACAUUCAGCAAAUUGCACAAAUCAAGCUGGAGACCUGGUCAAGAGGCCGAGUCGUUCUGGUGGGCGAUGCAGCAUACUGCCCGACUCCAAUCUCUGGGAUGGGAACAACCGUCGCGCUUGCUGGAGCAUACGUUCUUGCUGGAGAGAUUGUGCACCACUGGCCAGACUAUACCGCCGGCUUUGAGGCAUACGAAAAAAAGAUGGGGCCGUUCGUAGCUAAAGCACAGAAACUUGCCCCUGGAGCACCGGGACUCGCAAAUCCACAGACUCAACGGGGAAUUUCCAUAUUAUAUUUCUUGCUUGCUGUGGUGGCUUGGAUCCGUUUGCACAAGAUCAUGGGAGCCUCCUUCAGCCCACCUGCCACAGCAAUGGACCUGCCGGACUAUGGAACCUUUCGUAGGUAA
Messenger RNA from Exophiala aquamarina CBS 119918, 1215 nucleotides. RefSeq lists its product as uncharacterized. NCBI's taxonomy places the organism in Eukaryota, Fungi, Ascomycota, Eurotiomycetes, Chaetothyriales, Herpotrichiellaceae. The coding region runs from base 1 to 1215 and encodes 404 amino acids. The record is from RefSeq and is a predicted model, not a curated record. The transcript has a single exon. Gene Ontology annotation, molecular function: FAD binding.